AUGCAAGUUCAUUCAGCGUCUGCUGUUUUACUUGCGCUAGUGUUGUGGGCAAACCCCGCAACAGCAACUUUUGGAGCUUUGUUCGAGUAUACCGAUGGUGGUAAAGAUACUUCCGCUGGUCAUCUCUGUCCUGUGUCAAAUGUGGUGCAGGCAGGUGCCAACCAAAAAAGACUGACGGACGAAUCACUCCAUGAGAUCCUCAAAAGAGGUGGUAAUGUGUACCCUAAGGCUGCUCUUGCAGUCACUCAGGUCACCAAGCAAAAGGGCGGCCAAUACGGGGUUUUGUGUAACUUUAAGGUGCUGGAGGCUGAGAAGGUCAGCUCCCUCUUGCAAACGUCUCUGAUCAACGCGCUUAAGAUUACCGGCACUGGUACGGGAAAGGACUACAGUUUGAUUGAAGGUGAAAAGUCCUUGGUCUCUAACUGGUGUGAGUGGAGCUCCACUAUUGUUGUUGUACCUGAGAAGAAACAUGGCAAAUGCUGCUUGCCACUUAGUAUGCAAAUCGAGAUUGACAUAGAGAUUGACAUCAAGGCUUCUGUGACUUAUGAAGCAUGGCUGUCCGUGUACCCAUCCAAAUUUGCUUGGGGCUGCUCGUCGGGUUCUGGUUACAAGCCAGUAGGCAACUGGGCUGAUUACUUCAAUUCCAAGUUACAGCCAGCGCCGCUGGGUGCUCCAGGUGUACACGUCAACCUGGUUCAUAAGAUCAAGAAAUACGCCGAAUUCAAGAAGUCGCUAGAGAUUUUCGAAAAGAUUUGGUGCGAUAAGCCUCAAUUUGACCAAUUUCUGUUGGGAUUGCCGAUUGUCCUACAGAGACAUCGAGUACAGUUCCACCUACUGGUCCAUCCACAGGUCCCUCUACUGAGUCCUUCGACUGGUCCUUCAACUGGCCCAUCUACCGGACCUUCAACU
Molecule: messenger RNA, 909 nt
Organism: Clavispora lusitaniae ATCC 42720
Lineage: Eukaryota; Fungi; Ascomycota; Pichiomycetes; Serinales; Metschnikowiaceae
Product: Flo11 domain family protein
Source: RefSeq, a predicted model, not a curated record